Lampris incognitus (smalleye Pacific opah) is the source of this 829-nucleotide messenger RNA. It is a transcript of the gene hoxc9a, whose product is annotated as homeobox C9a. The record is from RefSeq and is a predicted model, not a curated record. The coding region runs from base 14 to 829 and encodes 271 amino acids. The transcript has 2 exons. Gene Ontology annotation, cellular component: nucleus. Gene Ontology annotation, molecular function: DNA-binding transcription factor activity, RNA polymerase II-specific; RNA polymerase II cis-regulatory region sequence-specific DNA binding. Lineage: Eukaryota; Metazoa; Chordata; Actinopteri; Lampriformes; Lampridae. Gene Ontology annotation, biological process: regulation of transcription by RNA polymerase II; anterior/posterior pattern specification; proximal/distal pattern formation.
AUAUAAUAAUCGGAUGCAUGUAAAAGAGUCGGGGAGCUUCGACAUGUCCACCACGGGUCCCAUAAGCAAUUAUUAUGUGGACUCCUUGAUCAACCACGAGAGCGAGGAUGUCAUCGCGACUCGGUUUUCGGCGCCCGCUUCGCACCCCGCCGGCCCUCGUCCGACGUCCCUGGUACCGGAGUGCGUGGACUACCCGUCCUGUAGUUUCGCACCGAAGCCGCCCGUUUUCUCUACCUCCUGGGCCCCCGUGCACUCACAGUCAUCAGUGGUUUACCAUCCAUACAGUCACCAACCUCAUUUAGGCACAGACUCGAGGUACAUGCGCUCGUGGCUGGAGCCGAUCUCCGGUGCCAUGCCUUUCCAUGGCUACCCGGCGAACGGCAGACACUAUGGGCUAAAGACCGACGCCUUCCAGGAGCACAGAGCCGGCGAGUGCCUGGGCUCCGGCGGACGCACGUACACGGAUUAUCUCUACUGCUCCUCCGCUGACGUGCGAGACAAGACGCAGCACAACACCCCGUCUCCGGAGUCGGAGCUGCAGGCUUCGGGGAAGCAUAAAGACGAGAAACCCGAGCUAGACCCGAAUAACCCAGUGGCAAACUGGAUACACGCGCGCUCCACAAGGAAGAAGCGCUGCCCUUACACAAAGUACCAGACUCUCGAACUCGAAAAGGAGUUUUUGUUUAACAUGUACCUGACCAGAGACCGCCGGUACGAGGUGGCUCGGGUCCUGAACCUGACGGAGCGCCAGGUCAAAAUCUGGUUUCAGAACCGGCGCAUGAAGAUGAAGAAAAUGAACAAAGAGAAGACCGACAGCAAAGAACAAUAA